Molecule: messenger RNA, 1836 nt
Organism: Sorex araneus (European shrew)
Lineage: Eukaryota; Metazoa; Chordata; Mammalia; Eulipotyphla; Soricidae
Gene: GFRA3
Product: GDNF family receptor alpha 3
Exons: 8
Coding region: 76-1275 (399 amino acids)
Biological process (GO): nervous system development
Cellular component (GO): external side of plasma membrane; signaling receptor complex
Molecular function (GO): signaling receptor activity
Source: RefSeq, a predicted model, not a curated record
GAGGCUUGAGGGGAGCUCCGAACCCGGCUCGCGAGCAUUGCGCGCCCCGGGGGGCUGACAGCCCCGCACCCCGCCAUGCCGCGCCCCCCGAACCCGCGCCGCCCGCCGCCGCCGCCGCCGCUACUGCUGCUGCUGCUGUUGCUGCCGCUGCUGCUCGGGGCAGGAGACCCCCUUCUCGUGGAAGGCCGACUCAUCAACAGCUGUAUCCAGGCCAGGAGGAAGUGCUUGGCUGAUCCUACGUGCAGUGCUGCCUACCAGCAUCUGAGUUCCUGCAGGUCUAACAUGAGUACCCCAUUGCUCCCAGAGGAGCCUUCUGUCCCCGAGGGCUGCCUGGAGGCAGCACAGCCCCUCAAGAAUAGUUCUCUGAUGAGUUGCACGUGCCACCGACAGAUGAAGAAUCAAGCUUUCUGCCUGGAUAUCUACUGGACCGUCCAUCCCGCCCGCAGCCUUGGUGACUACGAGCUGGAUGUCUCGCCGUAUGAAGACACAGUGACCCGGAAACCCUGGAAAGUAAAUCUCAGCAAACUGAACAUGCUCAAACCAGACUCGGACCUUUGCCUCAAGUUCGCCAUGCUGUGCACCCUGAACUCCAAGUGUGACCAGCUGCGCCGGGCCUACGGGGAGGCGUGCUCUGGGCCUCACUGCCAGCGCGCCGCGUGCCAGCGCCAGCUGCGCCUCUUCUUUGAGAAGGCGCCCCCUCAGCUCGCCGAGGGGCUCCUGCUGUGCCCGUGCCAGCCCACCGACCAGGGCUGCGGCAAGCGCCGGCGCCACACCAUCGCCCCCAGCUGCGCGCUGCCCACCGAGGUCCCCAACUGCCUGGAACUCCGUGACCUCUGCCUCGCGGAACCUUUGUGCAGGUCACGCCUGGCGGAUUUCCAGACCCACUGCCAUCCCAUGGACAUCCUAGGCACCUGCGCGACACAGUCAUCCCGGUGUCUGCGAGCAUACUUGGGGCUGAUCGGGACUAUCCUGACCCCGAACUAUGUCAGCAGUGUCAACACCAGCGUGGCCUUGAGCUGCACGUGCCGAGGAAGUGGCAACCAGCAGGAGGAGUGCGAGCAGCUGGAGGGGGCCUUCUCCCGCAACCCCUGUCUCAUAAACGCCAUCAGGGAUAAGAUGCGCUUACACACCCGGCUCUUCUCCCUGGACUGGGUUGACCCUGAGGGUCCUGCGAUGGAGCACAAGGGGAUCAGCCCCGCCGUGAGGCCGCAGCCCUGGCUGCUCUCUUUUUCCUGCUGCAGCCUUCUCUGGACCUUGCUCUGGAGCCUCUGGUAGCUGGCCUUCCCCAAGGCCCCUCUCCUCCUCCACCACUCCCAGCCUGACCUGCAGCAUGCAGGGGGUGAGGCAAGGGCUGCAGGAAGAUGGAGGGGGGGACCCUCCCUGGCAGCCCUGACCACCCGGCCUGUCACUCGGCUCCAGAUGAGGCCAUAGUGGAAGCCUGUGAUUGGCUGAGUUCUCAAUCCCUCUGCUCGCGCCUCCAGCCCCGACCCAGGCUGCCCCCUCGUUAGGAUGUGGGGACCACAGUUUAGUUGUAUCUUCUGGUUCACUGGCUCUUCCCAAGCUCUGUCCUGAUCCUUCCGCUGCCCCCAGGAUCACCAGCCCUUCCCUCCACUUUACCCAGGCAGGCAGGGCUGGGUGCUUGCAGGCAGCCUCCAAAGACGUUUUUCCAUUGUGAGGAAGAUUAGAGGAAGACUCUCAGGUCUCCUCCUCUGAACUGAGACGGGGGAGGGCGGGGGGCUCAGGGGUGUGAGCCAGCAGCCUGGCCUGCCCCAGUUUCCUGUAAAGCAUUUGAGCAUCAGGAACAAAAGCAUUUGGACCUUGGUUUCUUCCAGUUGC